AGAAAAGAAUUUGGAAUCAGUCACUCGGUUCCGUCCACCUUCCCUGGCUUAGGAGCUAUUUCCUCCUCCCUAAAAAGGGAGGCAAUCCUGUCUGCUCCGCCUAACUCGCAGAGCUGUGCUAAGAACCCAGUGCGCCUUAUGGGAAAGGCAGAUUAAAAACCAAGAAACAUAAGCCAGAAGCAGCAGUUUCUUGACAUGGAGAACCAAGCCAAUAAUACAAUGGGGGUGGGGACCCUACCACAACCACAGCCAUCUGAUAAAGGUCUGCUCUUAGCUUCUCCUUGUGAGGCCGAACUUCAGGAAUUAAUGGAACAAAUUGACAUCAUGGUAAGCAACAAAAAAUUGGACUGGGAAAGGAAAAUGCGGGCUUUGGAGACACGUUUAGAUCUUCGGGAUCAAGAGUUGGCAAAUGCACAAACUUGUUUGGAUCAGAAAGGUCAAGAGGUGGGGUUACUUAGACAGAAAUUGGACAGUCUGGAAAAAUGUAACUUAGCAAUGACUCAGAAUUAUGAAGGACAACUACAAACCCUGAAAGCUCAAUUUUCCAAACUGACGAAUAGCUUUGAGAAACUGAGACUACACCAGAUGAAACAAAGUAAAGUUCGGAGAAAAGAAUUACUGCACCCCAGAGAAGAAAUACCCUUUGAACUGAGCAAUCUGAACCAGAAAUUAGAGGAAUUUAGAGCAAAGUCAAGAGAAUGGGACAAGCAAGAGAUACUGUAUCAGACUCAUCUGGUUUCUUUAGAUGCUCAACAAAAAUUAUUAUCUGAGAAGUGUAAUCAAUUUCAGAAACAGGCACAAAGUUACCAAACUCAACUAAAUGGUAAAAAACAGUGCAUAGAAGACGGCAGCUCAGAAGUUCCUCAGUUGAUAUGCGAACCGGAUCACAGUUGUGAAGCCAGUGAAAGAGAUGAGUUCAUUAUUGAAAAACUAAAAUCAGCUGUGAGUGAAAUAGCAUUAAGCAGGAAUAAGUUACAGGAUGAAAAUCAGAAGCUUUUGCAAGAACUGAAAAUGUACCAAAGACAGUGCCAGGCCAUGGAAGCAGGACUCUCGGAAGUGAAAAGUGAGUUACAGUCACGUGAUGAUCUCUUGAGAAUUAUAGAAAUGGAACGAUUACAGCUGCACAGGGAAUUAUUAAAAAUAGGAGAGUGCCAAAGUGCUCAUGAAAAUAAGAAAAGACAUGAAUCAUCUUACUCACCUUCGACUAAAGAACCAGAAAGGAAAAGGAAAGAGUUGUUUUCAGUGAUCCUAGAUCAGCCAAAUCAUGAAAAAGAGUUGAACAAGAUAAGAAGCCAACUGUAUCAGGAGGAAGAGUGCCAUGGUUCUGAGCAGGAAAGAAUGAGGAAUGAAAUCUCGGACCUAACAGAGGAACUUCAUCAGAAGGAGAUCACUAUAGCAACUAUCAUGAAGAAAGCUGCCUUUCUGGAAAGACAGUUAAAAAUGGAGUUAGAAAUAAAAGAAAAAAUGUUAUCAAAACAGCAGGUAUGCAAGCGGGCAGGACAGCACUUGUCCAGGUCACUGUCUUGCUCGGCUCUGAUAGUCUCAGACAUGAGAUACAAAGCUGUCAGAACUGAAAACACACACCUGAAAGGGAUGAUGGGAGAUUUGGACCCCGGACAGUACAUGACAAAUGAAAUCACUGACAUUAAGAGUUUGGACUUCACUAACAGGGAACAUUCGAGGCAUACGUCUAUUAACAAACUGGAACACGAGAAUGAAAGGCUCCGAAAUGAUCUUGCAAAACUUCGCUCCAAUGGCAAAUCAGCAUGGGCCAAUCAAAAUACCUAUGAAGAAAUGGGACGGUACACCUAUCAAAACCAAAUGAAAAUGGAAAAAAAUGAAGAUAGACUUAGCCAAGACCGGGAGCCCAACAGAAGUGUGACACCUCCUCUGCCGCCUUUGCCAUUUCAAACCAGAGAAAUGACAAGUCCCCUGGUUAGCGAUGACGAAGUGUUCCCACUGUCUCCCCCAGAUAUAGUCUUCCCAGCCUCUUUGGCUGCACAGCAUUUCCUUCUGGAGGAAGAGAAGCGAGCAAAAGAAUUUGAAAAACUUCUAAAUACACAUAUUGAUGAACUGCAAAAACAUACAGAAUUCACUCUUAAUAAAUACACCAAGCUAAAACAAAAUAGACACAUUUGAGCUUUUAAACGCUUUUAUUUGCUUCCCCCACCCCAAGAAAAAAAAAAAAAGCUCUGGCAAAAUAUUUACAAAGCUGGAUAAUGAAACUGAGAAAUUUUGUUCUGUUUUCUUGAGUAAAUCAUUUCUGUUAGGCAGCUAGAAAAUAGGUAUUUUGGUCGAGAAAGCUGUUUGUAUUUCUGCAUUAACAUAAUAAAUUCUUUGGCUAUAGAGUUACUAUUAAAAAAACAUGACUACUCCAAAAGAGAUUUUUUUUCCAGUCUAAAGAAUAUUUUGGAAUUAAAUAUGGAGUUUUUUCCCCCACUUGAAUCAUGUAUACUGAAAACCCAUUUCCUCCGUAACAACACAAAACGAGGGAAAGGGGAAAAUGCUGCAUUUCAAAUAUCCAGAGCAGCUCAGUUGUACUAGGUUUGAAAACUCAAAAAUUUUUCCAAAUGAAAAAACCUUACUUUGAGCUCUGUAAACAUCCUAAAUUUCUGUUCGAAAUUUCUUGUAGAAAUAGCUUUACCAGUUCUACAAUCAUCCUUGUAAUGUCUCUCUGUUUUAACACAAUUAAGACAUGGAACGUGCUGUUUACACAUUUGAAAUGUAUGUACCAGCCAGAGAUUAAUGCUUUCCUGUUAGUACUACUUACUUCACGGAAAUGAACAAGACAAAGAAGAUCUAAAACAUUGCUGCUGUUACAAUCUUCCUUGUAACACCUCUGUUUUUAAUAUAAUAAAGCGAUAUGAAAUUCUGUGAAUGAAAACUUAAAUGCCUAAUCUCGAUGCAACAGUAAUAACACGGUAGUGGGCAAUAAAAUUCAAGUUACAAAUACA
Messenger RNA from Acinonyx jubatus (cheetah), 2954 nucleotides. It is a transcript of the gene DEUP1, whose product is annotated as deuterosome assembly protein 1. Gene Ontology annotation, biological process: de novo centriole assembly involved in multi-ciliated epithelial cell differentiation; centriole replication. Bases 196 to 2139 code for a protein of 647 amino acids. Gene Ontology annotation, cellular component: deuterosome; centriole. The transcript has 16 exons. Lineage: Eukaryota; Metazoa; Chordata; Mammalia; Carnivora; Felidae. The record is from RefSeq and is a predicted model, not a curated record.